Caenorhabditis sp. 36 PRJEB53466 is the source of this 865-nucleotide messenger RNA. The record is from the annotation of a GenBank genome assembly. Lineage: Eukaryota; Metazoa; Nematoda; Chromadorea; Rhabditida; Rhabditidae.
AUGACGGCAAACGCGGAAGAGGAAGCGAACGAAAAACGAAAAAGUACGUGGUAUUCAAAUAUUCCAGGAAGAGGCAACCAACAGAGAAAAGUGCUGAGAACGAGUGGUUCCCUGGGGGUCUGACAGGUGUCGCGUGCAUCAAAUAGCUGAAUAUGGGAUCCUUUUCGUGACAUAAACAACGUGUCUGUUCUCAGGCGCCGGUGAUCAUCAGAUUCGUUCGAAACGACAGAAUGGGUAUGGAAAUGGGAUGUGGAAUAAUGGCAAUUUUCCGGGAGGUAACUGGAACGGAAUAACCUCCAAUGGAAGACAAUUUUAGUAACACAAAAAUUCCAGAAGUUGUUUUCAGGAUAUGGUGGUUCGGGGCCGCAAGGACCUCCUCCAGAUGAUAGCAUAAAGGGCAGCGUCGGAACGAAAUCCGAAGAGAAGCAGCCGGAUGGAAAUCAGACAAAUGGACAGCAGGGGCAAGGUCCAUGGUGGCCCAACGGUUUGUGUUUUUUUCCGUUUUCAAAAAUAAAAAUUGAAUUUACUCACCCCUAAUGCUACCUUCUUGUUUUUCAAGACACUGAUGUUUGUUCCAGGUGGCCAAGGCGGGUACUCUGGUCCCAGUGGGUACGGAGAAAAUGGACCGAAUAUGAAUAGUUACAAUAGCAACAAUGGUCCAAUGCCCUUCAACGGUGGGAAUAUGAACGAAAAUGGUAAUGGAAACGUGGAUGACGGCAUCAAAGGAAGCAUCGGAGGUGCUGUGGAGCCGACGAGAGCACCGUAUCCACCAAAUGGAUAUGGAGGCUAUGGAAACGGAAACGGAAACCGUCCGGGGUACGGGAACAAUAACGGUUACGGAGGCAAUCAAGGAUUUGGUUUUUAA